UUUACAGCAUUGGUCUGGCAUCUAUGGGACUUGCAAAGAUGUCGAAAAUAUGGCUGCUGAGUUGGCUUAUAAUACUAAUUGGACAGCAGCCUGCAGAACAGUCAGGAUUGAUAAAGACAACAAUGAUACCAGUCCCCAUGCAGACAAAAAUGGAGAUGAUCGUUGGCAGUGCCAGAGGUGCUACUCAUAAUGGACAGAUCUGCAGUACCUGGGGAAACUCCCACUUCUCCACAUAUGAUGGCGAUUUCUUUCAGCUGCCCUACGCUUGUAACUACAUACUUACCACAAUGUGUGACAGUACCAAUUCUGAUUUUAACAUCCAACUGAGGAGGGAAUACAAAGAUAACCUUCCUGCAAUUAGUUCUUUUACCAUAAACCUGGAAGGAAUACCAAUUAUGCUUCACCAGGGCAACAUUACCCUGAAUGAUAAAGUAUUGACUAUCCCAGGAUAUUAUAAUGGAAUUCGGAUUGAAAAAAUGACCAAAUACAUAAAAAUCAGCUCCAAGAUAGGACUGAUGGUGUUUUGGGAUGAAGCCAACUCUUUAUCGAUUGAAAUCUCCACAAACUAUAGGAACAAAACAUGUGGAGUCUGCGGGGAUUUCAAUGGCAUCCUGCAGAAUGAAUUCAUUGAAAAUGGUCAACUAUUAAAUCCAGACCAAAUUGGCUUUAAAUGGAAGAUGGAUGCACCCACUGAAACCUGUGAGCAAACGCCACUGAUACCAGUGGAGGCAUGCCAAAUAAAGACAAACAUAUGUGAAGAACUGCUUCAUGCCCCUGCAUUUGAAAGCUGUCACAAUUUGUUGCCCAUGAGUGUUUAUUUGGAAGCAUGUAGUAAAGACUUGUGUCAGUGCAACAGCAGUCAGAAUAUUUGCAUAUGCGACACAAUAUCAGAGUUCUCACGCCAGUGCGCACAUGCUGGGGGCAGCCCAGGGAACUGGAGAUCCAAUGAUUUCUGUGGAAAAAAAUGUCCAUUAAACAUGAUCCACAGUGAGUGUGGCAGUCCAUGUAUAGACACCUGCUCUAACCAGGAGGGGACACAAGUCUGUACAGAACACUGUGUGGAUGGAUGUGUCUGUCCACCUGGAACUGUGCUAAAUGACAUUGAGAAUAAUGGCUGUGUCCCUGUUGAUGAAUGCCCCUGCACCCACAAUGGAAAAAACUAUCAACCAGGAGAAUCAUUUACGAGAACUUGUCAAACAUGUGUUUGUUCAAACGGCUGGUGGAAUUGCUCAAACCGGAACUGCCCUGGCACCUGCUCUUUGCUGGGAGGGUCUCACGUCAUCACAUAUGAUAGCAAAACUUACAGCUUCAAUGGAAACUGCGAUUAUAUUCUUUCCAAGGAUAACAAUAAUAAUAUUACAGUGUUGGUGAAUAUGGCACAGUGUGGUUUGACACAGAGUGAAACAUGUUUGACUUCUGUGAAGUUAACCACCACAACCAACCCUGUCACAAUAUCAUCCAGUGGCAAUGUAUUUAUAAACAAUGUUGCAACCAAGCUUCCAAUUCGUACUGGUCAAAUAACAAUCUUCGGGCCUUCUUCAUUCUAUAUUAUGGUGCAUACACCUGGUUUAAAGAUUGUCAUUCAGCUUUCUCCAGUUAUGCAGGUGUACACGCAAGCCAGCAGAGCACAAAAGGGAACACUAAGUGGUCUAUGUGGGAACUUUAAUGACAUGCAGGGAGAUGAUUUUAAGACACAUUCUGGUCUCAUAGAGGGGACUUCCACAUCAUUUGCUAGUGCAUGGAAGGCCAAGCUGUGUCAAGAUUUUAGUGCGAGUCUCUCUGACCCCUGUAGUAUGAGUGUGGAAAAAGAGAAGUAUGCCAAACAAUGGUGUGAGAUGCUCAGUGAUCCAGCAGGAGUUUUUUCUCCAUGUCAUUUUGAACUCAACCCAAAGGAUUAUGUAACGAGAUGCAAGUAUGAUGCAUGUAACUGUGCCCAAAGUGAGAACUGCAUGUGUGCUGCUGUGUCAUCCUAUGUUCAUGCAUGUGCUGAAAGAGGUGUAAUGCUAAAAGACUGGAGAAAUAACAUGUGCGACACAUACAAAAAUAAUUGCCCCGGCAAUAUGGAGUACUCUUAUAACCAGACAAGCUGUAGAAAGACCUGCCGUUCUCUUGGUGAAAAUGACCAUAUCUGCGACUUGUCCUUUACACCUGUGGAUGGUUGUGGCUGUCCAAAGGACACAUACCUCAAUGACAGGGAUGAAUGUGUGCUUGCCUCUGAUUGUCCCUGUUAUAUCAACAAUGAGGUUUUGGCUCCAGGGCAGAUUAACAGCCAGCCUGGAUCUACAUGCACUUGCAGAGAUGGUGUACUACAGUGCACUGGACAUAAAGAAGUGACAACUUGCACAGAGCCUAUGGUAUACUUCAACUGUUCAGACGCUGAACCUGGAAAAAAAGGAACCGAGUGCCAGAAUAGCUGCCAGACCCCCACAGAUUCAAUUCAGUGUACAAGCACACAGUGUAAAUCAGGGUGUGUAUGCCCUGGUCAUCUACUGGCUGAUGGGCAAGGAGGAUGUGUGAAAGAAGAGCAAUGUCCAUGUGUUCAUAAUGGAGUGUUUUAUCAACCUGGAGAGACUGUAAAGGCAGACUGCAACAACUGCACUUGUAAAAACAGAAAGUGGAUUUGCACACAAAAGGAAUGUCACAAAAUGUGUACUAUUUAUGGUGACAGUCAUUACAAUAGUUUUGAUGGUAGGAGAUAUACUUUCAACGGCAACUGUGAAUACACUCUGGCCCAGGACUACUGUGGUGACAGCAAUAGUGGUUCAUUCCGUAUCAUCACAGAGAAUAUCCCCUGUGGCACCACUGGAACCACCUGCUCCAAAUCUAUUAAAAUCUAUUUAGGGAACAAACAGCUGCUCCUGUCAGAGGAAAAUAUAAAAUCUGUACAAUACUAUAAUGGCACAGAGAUCCCUUAUAAAAUACAUACUGUGGGGAUAUACAUGGUUAUUGAGGCCAAAAACAAUCUUACCGUGUUUUGGGAUAAGAAGACAAGUCUAAUGGUCAAGCUCGGGCCCUCAUUUAAGGGCACUGUGUGUGGACUUUGUGGCAAUUAUGAUGGAGAUUGGAAUAAUGAUUUUAUAACUCGUGGUGGUGAAAGAGUGGCCGAGCCAGCUGAAUUUGGGAACAGCUGGAGAGUUUCAACUACCUGUCCUGAAGCCAGUGGUAUCCUCAGCCCCUGUGAUAUGAGACCUUACCGGCAGGCCUGGGCCAUGAAACAAUGCAGCAUUCUCAAGAGUGAUGUCUUCAGCACAUGUCACUCAGUCGUGGACCCAACUCAAUAUUAUGAUGCUUGUGUACGGGACACAUGUGCCUGUGAUGCUGGUGGAGACUGUGAGUGUUUCUGCACUGCUGUGGCAGCAUACGCUGCAGCAUGCAGUGGUCAAGGAGUUUGCAUAUUGUGGAGGAGCCCAACCAUUUGCCCAUUGUUCUGUGACUACUACAACAACAAUGAAGGCUGCGAGUGGCACUAUAAGCCCUGUGGACAGUCCUGCAUGAAAACGUGCAAGAACCCCUCCGGAGUAUGCUACAGUGAAAUUCCUCCAUUAGAGGGAUGUUUUCCUCAGUGCCCGUCAGACAGGCCAUACCUGGAGGAGGCAACAAUGAAGUGUGUGGCAAGAGAGGAAUGUGGUUGCUAUGAUGAUGAUGAAAAUAAUAUACACUACAAUGUGGGAGAUAAAAUGCCUACAACCAAGAACUGCAUGGAAUGCAUCUGUACGACAAUCGGUCCUUCUUGUACCUACAUCGAAUCAGCUUGCUACUGUGAGUAUAAUGGGCAGACAUACAGACCUGGAUGGUUAAUAUACAGCACAACAGAUGGAGAUGGAAUCUGUAUUAAUGCUUCCUGUGGGCAGAAUGGAACAAUUGUCAGAAACAUGAGAAUAUGCCCUACUACUGCUCCUCCUACUACUAAAAUUUUUAAUUUCACAUCAACCAUGGGAACCUCAAAAUCACAAACCACAGCAAUAACGACUGCACUUCCACCCACCACAAUAAAAACAAGUUCUACAACAUCAACUACAACCCCAUAUGUUUGUCAGCCUUGCCACUGGUCAGAGUGGUUAGACAGCACUUAUCCUCCUUCUACACCAGAUGGAAAAGACAUUGAGUCUAUACCUAUGUUUUGGAAAUUAGGAGACAUUACCUGUGAGAAACCAGCAGCUAUUGACUGCAGGGCCACACUAUAUAAAGACAAGCCUUUAUCAGAAUUGGGUCAGGAGGUGACAUGUAAUAUUACUGUUGGUCUGAUUUGUAACAACGCUGAUCAAAACGAAGGCCAUUGUUUGAAUUAUGAAAUGCGGGUGAAAUGCUGUGAUAAAACAUGUCCUCCUACUUCAACCACAGGCCCAAUUAUUAUAACAUCUACUGUAAUUCCACCAACCACAACAGAAUUCAUUUCUGAAACAACAGUGAGAACACUAAGCACAACAACGACAGCACCUGUUUUCUCCACCACAGGGCCAACCACUGAAAAAUCUACUGUCAUUUCACCAACCACAACAGAAACAGGAUCUACAACAACAGUGGAAACACAAAGCACCACCACAUCAUCUGUUUCUUCAACCACAUUGCCUACCACUAUAAAAUCUACUGUAACUUCACCCACCACAACAGAAGCAGGGUCUACAACAACAGUGGAAACACCAAGCACAACCACAUCACCCGUUUCUUCAACCACAGGGCCAACCACUAUAAGAUCUACUGUCAUCCCACCCACCACAACAGAAACAGGUUCUACAACGUCAGUGGAAAUAACCACAAGCGCAUCAACUACAACCCCAUAUGUUUGUCAGCCUUGCCACUGGUCAGAGUGGUUAGACAGCACUUAUCCUCCUUCUACACCAGAUGGAAAAGACAUUGAGUCUAUACCUAUGUUUUGGAAAUCAGGAGACAUUACCUGUGAGAAACCAGCAGCUAUUGACUGCAGGGCCACACUAUAUAAAGACAAGCCUUUAUCAGAAUUGGGUCAGGAGGUGACAUGUAAUAUUACUGUUGGUCUGAUUUGUAACAACGCUGAUCAAAACGAAGGCCAUUGUUUGAAUUAUGAAAUGCGGGUGAAAUGCUGUGAUAAAACAUGUCCUCCUACUUCAACCACAGGCCCAAUUAUUAUAACAUCUACUGUAAUUCCACCAACCACAACAGAAUUCAUUUCUGAAACAACAGUGAGAACACUAAGCACAACAACGACAGCACCUGUUUUCUCCACCACAGGGCCAACCACUGAAAAAUCUACUGUCAUUUCACCAACCACAACAGAAACAGGAUCUACAACAACAGUGGAAACACAAACCACCACAUCACCUGUUUCUUCAACCACAUUGCCUACCACUAUAAAAUCUACUGUAACUUCACCCACCACAACAGAAGCAGGGUCUACAACAACAGUGGAAACACCAAGCACAACCACAUCACCGGUUUCUUCAACCACAGGACCGACCACUAUAAGAUCUACUGUCAUCCCACCCACCACAACAGAAACAGGUUCUACAACGUCAGUGGAAAUAACCACAAGCGCAUCAACUACAACCCCAUAUGUUUGUCAGCCUUGCCACUGGUCAGAGUGGUUAGACAGCACUUAUCCUCCUUCUACACCAGAUGGAAAAGACACUGAGUCUAUACCUAUGUUUUGGAAAUCAGGAGACAUUACCUGUGAGAAACCAGCAGCUAUUGACUGCAGGGCCACACUAUAUAAAGACAAGCCUUUAUCAGAAUUGGGUCAGGAGGUGACAUGUAAUAUUACUGUUGGUCUGAUUUGUAACAACGCUGACCAAAACGAAGGCCAUUGUUUGAAUUAUGAAAUGCGGGUGAAAUGCUGUGAUAAAACAUGUCGUUCUACUACAACAAUAGCAGUAAGCACAACUACAUCACCUGUUUCUUCAACCACAGGCCCAAUCAUUACAACAUCUACUGUAAUUCCACCAACCACAACAGAAAUCAUUUCUGAAACAACAGUGAGAACACUAAGCACAACAACGACAGCACCUGUUUUCUCCACCACAGGGCCAACCACUGAAAAAUCCACCGCAAUUACACCAACCACAACAAAAAUAAUUCCUGAAACAACAUUCUCUGUAAUCACAGUGUCCACAGUGACUCCUACAAAAGGUCAGCAGCAUUCGCCUACACAAUCUACUAUACCAACCACAACAGAAACUAUUUCUAAAACAACAGUGGUAACAGCAAGUACAACUACAUCACCUGUUACUUCAAUCAUGUUGCCUACCACUACAAAAUCUACUGUAAUUCCACCAACCACAACAGAAAUCCUUUCUGAAACAACAGUGGGAACAUCAGGCACAACCACAACAUCACCUGUUUUUUCAACCACAGGGCCGAUCACUUCAAAAUCUACUGUAAUUCCCCCCACCACAACAGAAACAGGUUCUACAAAAACAGUGGAAACAUCAAGAACAACCACAUCACCUGUUUCCUUAACCACAUUGCCUACCACUACUAAAUCUACUGCAAUUCCCCCCACCACGACAAAAACUAUUUCUAAAACAACAGUGGAAACAGAAAGUACAUCACCUGUUUCUUCCACUACAUGGCCUACCACUUCAAAAGCUACUGUAAUUCCACCACCCACAACAGAAUUCAUUUCUGAAACAACAUUGGGAACACCAAGCACAAGAAAAACAGAACCUGUUUUUUCCACCACAGGGCCAACCACUACAAAAUCUACUGUCAUUUCACCAACCACAACAGAAACAGGAUCUACAACAACAGUGGAAACACAAAGCACCACCACAUCACCUGUUUCUUCAACCACAUUGCCUACCACUAUAAAAUCUACUGUAACUUCACCCACCACAACAGAAGCAGGGUCUACAACAACAGUGAAAACACCAAGCACAACCACAUCACCUGUUUCUUCAACCACAGGGCCGACCACUAUAAAAUCUACUGUCAUCCCACCCACCACAAUAGAAACAGGUUCUACAACGUCAGUGGAAAUAACCACAAGCGCAUCAACUACAACCCCAUAUGUUUGUCAGCCUUGCCACUGGUCAGAGUGGUUAGACAGCACUUAUCCUCCUUCUACACCAAAUGGAAAAGACAUUGAGUCUAUACCUAUGUUUUGGAAAUUAGGAGACAUUACCUGUGAGAAACCAGCAGCUAUUGACUGCAGGGCCACACUAUAUAAAGACAAGCCUUUAUCAGAAUUGGGUCAGGAGGUGACAUGUAAUAUUACUGUUGGUCUGAUUUGUAACAACGCUGACCAAAACGAAGGUCAUUGUUUGAAUUAUGAAAUGCGGGUGAAAUGCUGUGAUAAAACAUGUCCUUCUACUACAACAAUAGCAGUAAGCACAACUACAUCACCUGUUUCUUCAACCACAGGCCCAAUCAUUACAACAUCUACUGUAAUUCCACCAACCACAACAGAAAUCAUUUCUGAAACAACAGUGAGAACACUAAGCACAACAACGACAGCACCUGUUUUCUCCACCACAGGGCCAACCACUGAAAAAUCCACCGCAAUUCCACCAACCACAACAGAAACUAUUUCUAAAACAACAGUGGUAACAGCAAGUACAACUACAUCACCUGUUACUUCAAUUAUGUUGCCUACCACUACAAAAUCUACUGUAAUUCCACCAACCACAACAGAAAUCCUUUCUGAAACAACAGUGGGAACAUCAGGCACAACCACAACAUCACCUGUUUUUUCAACCACAGGGCCGAUCACUUCAAAAUCUACUGUAAUUCCCCCCACCACAACAGAAACAGGUUCUACAAAAACAGUGGAAACAUCAAGAACAACCACAUCACCUGUUUCCUUAACCACAUUGCCUACCACUACUAAAUCUACUGCAAUUCCCCCCACCACGACAAAAACUAUUUCUAAAACAACAGUGGGAACAGAAAGUACAUCACCUGUUUCUUCCACUACAUGGCCUACCACUUCAAAAGCUACUGUAAUUCCACCACCCACAACAGAAUUCAUUUCUGAAACAACAUUGGGAACACCAAGCACAAGAACAACAGCACCUGUUUUUUCCACCACAGGGCCAACCACUACAAAAUCUACUGUCAUUCCACCAACCACAACAGAAACAGGAUCUACAACAACAGUGGAAACACAAAGCACCACCACAUCAUCUGUUUCUUCAACCACAUUGCCUACCACUAUAAAAUCUACUGUAACUUCACCCACCACAACAGAAGCAGGGUCUACAACAACAGUGGAAACACCAAGCACAACCACAUCACCCGUUUCUUCAACCACAGGGCCAACCACUAUAAGAUCUACUGUCAUCCCACCCACCACAACAGAAACAGGUUCUACAACGUCAGUGGAAAUAACCACAAGCGCAUCAACUACAACCCCAUAUGUUUGUCAGCCUUGCCACUGGUCAGAGUGGUUAGACAGCACUUAUCCUCCUUCUACACCAAAUGGAAAAGACAUUGAGUCUAUACCUAUGUUUUGGAAAUCAGGAGACAUUACCUGUGAGAAACCAGCAGCUAUUGACUGCAGGGCCACACUAUAUAAAGACAAGCCUUUAUCAGAAUUGGGUCAGGAGGUGACAUGUAAUAUUACUGUUGGUCUGAUUUGUAACAACGCUGAUCAAAACGAAGGCCAUUGUUUGAAUUAUGAAAUGCGGGUGAAAUGCUGUGAUAAAACAUGUCCUCCUACUUCAACCACAGGCCCAAUUAUUAUAACAUCUACUGUAAUUCCACCAACCACAACAGAAUUCAUUUCUGAAACAACAUUGGGAACACCAAGCACAAGAAAAACAGCACCUGUUUUUUCCACCACAGGGCCAACCACUACAAAAUCUACUGUCAUUUCAGCAACCACAACAGAAACAGGAUCUACAACAACAGUAGAAACACAAACCACCACAUCACCUGUUUCUUCAACCACAUUGCCUACCACUAUAAAAUCUACUGUAACUUCACCCACCACAACAGAAGCAGGGUCUACAACAACAGUGGAAACACCAAGCACAACCACAUCACCUGUUUCUUCAACCACAGGGCCGACCACUAUAAGAUCUACUGUCAUCCCACCCACCACAAUAGAAACAGGUUCUACAACGUCAGUGGAAAUAACCACAAGCGCAUCAACUACAACCCCAUCUGUUUUUUCCACCACAGGGCCAACCACUACAAAAUCUACUGUCAUUUCACCAACCACAACAGAAACAGGAUCUACAACAACAGUAGAAACACAAACCACCACAUCACCUGUUUCUUCAACCACAUUGCCUACCACUAUAAAAUCUACUGUAACUUCACCCACCACAACAGAAGCAGGGUCUACAACAACAGUGGAAACACCAAGCACAACCACAUCACCGGUUUCUUCAACCACAGGGCCGACCACUAUAAGAUCUACUGUCAUCCCACCCACCACAAUAGAAACAGGUUCUACAACGUCAGUGGAAAUAACCACAAACGCAUCAACUACAACCCCAUAUGUUUGUCAGCCUUGCCACUGGUCAGAGUGGUUAGACAGCACUUAUCCUCCUUCUACACCAGAUGGAAAAGACAUUGAGUCUAUACCUAUGUUUUGGAAAUCAGGAGACAUUACCUGUGAGAAACCAGCAGCUAUUGACUGCAGGGCCACACUAUAUAAAGACAAGCCUUUAUCAGAAUUGGGUCAGGAGGUGACAUGUAAUAUUACUGUUGGUCUGAUUUGUAACAACGCUGACCAAAUCGAAGGCCAUUGUUUGAAUUAUGAAAUGCGGGUGAAAUGCUGUGAUAAAACAUGUCCUUCUACUACAACAAUAGCAGUAAGCACAACCACAUCACCUGUUUCUUCAACCACAGGCCCAAUCAUUACAACAUCUACUGUAAUUCCACCAACCACAACAGAAAUCAUUUCUGAAACAACAGUGAGAACACUAAGCACAACAACGACAGCACCUGUUUUCUCCACCACAGGGCCAACCACUGAAAAAUCCACCGCAAUUCCACCAACAACAACAAAAAUAAUUCCUGAAACAACAUUCUCUGUAAUCACAGUGUCCACAGUGACUCCUACAAAAGGUCAGCAGCAUUCGCCUACACAAUCUACUAUACCAACCACAACAGAAACUAUUUCUAAAACAACAGUGGUAACAGCAAGUACAACCACAUCACCUGUUACUUCAAUCAUGUUGCCUACCACUACAAAAUCUACUGUAAUUCCACCAACCACAACAGAAAUCCUUUCUGAAACAACAGUGGGAACAUCAGGCACAACCACAACAUCACCUGUUUUUUCAACCACAGGGCCGAUCACUUCAAAAUCUACUGUAAUUCCCCCCACCACAACAGAAACAGGUUCUACAAAAACAGUGGAAACAUCAAGAACAACCACAUCACCUGUUUCCUUAACCACAUUGCCUACCACUACUAAAUCUACUGCAAUUCCCCCCACCACGACAAAAACUAUUUCUAAAACAACAGUGGAAACAGAAAGUACAUCACCUGUUUCUUCCACUACAUGGCCUACCACUUCAAAAGCUACUGUAAUUCCACCACCCACAACAGAAUUCAUUUCUGAAACAACAUUGGGAACACCAAGCACAAGAAAAACAGAACCCGUUUUUUCCACCACAGGGCCAACCACUACAAAAUCUACUGUCAUUUCACCAACCACAACAGAAACAGGAUCUACAACAACAGUGGAAACACAAAGCACCACCACAUCACCUGUUUCUUCAACCACAUUGCCUACCACUAUAAAAUCUACUGUAACUUUACCCACCACAACAGAAGCAGGGUCUACAACAACAGUGGAAACACCAAGCACAACAACAUCACCCGUUUUCUCAACCACAGGGCUGACCACUACAAAAUCUCCUGUCAUCCCACCCACCACAACAGAAACAGGGUCUACAACAACAGUGGAAACACCAAGCACAACCACAACAGCACCUGUUUCUUCAACCAAAGGGCCAACAACUACACUAAGUAUCGUAAAUACAACAUCAGGAACGACAUCCUCUAUGAUCACAACGUCUAAGAUGACUUUUACAACAGGACCUCAUUUCACCACAGGAGGCCCUUGUUUCUGCAAAUACAUGGACAAGGUUUUUUACCAAGAGACUGUCAUAUAUAACCAAACUGAUGGAACGGGAUGGUGUUUCACUGCUUACUGUGAUAGGAUGUGUCAGCUGAUCAAGACAUCUGGGCCAUGCUAUUCAAUUAGUACUCCUCCUCCUUCUACAACACCUACUAUGCCAUCAUCCUCUACAAAACUAAUUACUACCACUCCUCAUAUCCCUAAGGACUGCACAUACCUUGAUCCACCAAGAAAGAAUGGAGAAAGCUGGCAGGAAAAGUGUUAUGAAAAAAAAUGCAUAGAUGCCUCUGUUAUGUCUACACCUGUAAAUUGCGUCGACUCAGCUCUUCCUAUGCCAGUGUGUGAAAAUGCAAUCCCUCCUGUUAAGGUCUAUGAUAAGACUGGAUGUUGCUUUCACUAUGAAUGUCAAUGCAAAUGUUUAGGUUGGGGAGAUCCACAUUAUGUCACCUUUGAUGGGCUGUAUUAUGCUUUCCAAGGAGACUGCACAUAUGUCUUGGUCCAGGAAAUCAUCAAGACGUACAAUUUUUCUGUCCACAUCAAGAACUAUUUGUGUGACACUGUCCAACAAUUGUCCUGCCCUGACUAUCUGACUAUAUACUAUAAAUCAUAUAAAAUCGAUUUGAAACAGACAAGAAAUCCAACUGUGAAUAAAGUAUUUGUCAACAAUGUGCUUCAGAAGAGCACGGUUUUCAGUAAUGCAGAUUUCACCAUAACCACAACGGGUAUUGCGAUGACCCUAGAUAUCCCUGCUAUCCAAGCUCAGGUUACCUUCAAAGGAAUGAACUUUGUAGUCAACCUUCCAUUUUCUCUAUUUUACAAUAACACAGAAGGGCAGUGUGGCAAAUGUGACAACAACAGGUCAAAUGACUGUAGAUUGCCUAAUGGACAGGAAAUUCAGUCAUGUGAAGCAAUGGCUCCUAAGUGGCUAGUGAAUAGCACGAAUUGUCUCAAACCUUCUCCACCUCCUCCACCUCCCCCCAAGCCUUCAUGUGACCCAUCCAUCUGCAGAAUCAUCUUUAGCAAAGUGUUUCAAGAGUGCCACAAAGUCCUUGACCCAGAAAACUUCUACAAGGCAUGUGUAUUUGAUAUGUGCAACAUGAAGAACGGUACAGGUUGCUUCAGCCUGCAGAGUUAUGCUCACAUGUGUGCUUCACAGUCUGUAUGUGUGGACUGGAGGGGGGCGACUAAUGGACAGUGCCCACCUGACUGUCCAAAAAAUAAAGUUUACAUGCCAUGUGGGCCAAAGGUGGAGAAUACCUGCAAUUCAGUGUUCAAUGAAAAGUUUUUACAAUGUGACAAUCAAGUAUGUCAAGAUCAUUUCCGGGAAGGAUGCUUCUGCCCUAAUGGCACCACUCUCUUUGACACUGCUACAGAUACAUGCACAAGCUUCUGUGGUUGUACAGGUUCUGAUGGAAUGCCCAAGCAGCCAGGAGAUAAAUGGCGCGCACAAUGUAAUGAAUGUACGUGCAGUAAAGAAGCCAUGGGUCCAGUGUGUCAACCCGUCCAGUGUCCACCCAAAGAGAACUGUACUAAAAUAGGCUAUGGGCUUCAGGAUGUAGAUUGCUGUCAGAAGUGUGUGUGCCAACCUAGUUUGUGCCCCAGCACCAUACCAAAAUGUCAAGCUGGAUUUGAGCUGAUACAAAACAAGACAGAUACUGACUGUUGUGUCACUUUCAAUUGUAAACACAAGCCAGUGUGUGUCUUUGGUAUGAAUGAAUAUUUGCCUGGAGAUAAAGUCCCAACUGACUCAUGUGAAGUCUGUCAUUGUGGUACAACUGUAAACACCAGCACUGGCCUUUAUAAUAUACAGUGCACUCCUAUGAUUUGCAAUACAACCUGCCAAAAGGGCUUCUCCUAUGAAGCUGUGUCAGGGCAAUGCUGUGGCAAAUGUGUACAAAAGCAGUGUGUAUAUGAGAAUGAAGGUCACCCCAAUAUAAUAAGCACAGUUGAGGUUGGACAGAGCUGGACUCAUCCAAAUGAGCCAUGUGUGACUCUCAAUUGCACCAAAGUCAAUGAUGUGUUUGUCUUGGUGAAGAAACCCCCUUCAUGUCCUGAGUAUAAUCAAAAAGACUGCAUUCCUGGCACAGAGACAACCACGUCAGAUGGAUGUUGCAAGACAUGUCAGCUGGUAAACUGUCGUAUGGUAAAGAACACCACCUCUUUAAAUGUUAACGGCUGUAUCUCCGUCCAGCCUGUGGAGAUCCCCUCCUGCUCUGGAUCAUGUAACACCAAUUCAAUAUAUUCAAUGGCAGCAAACACCAUGACGCACCACUGCUCCUGCUGCAAGGAGCUCCGAACCAGCAGCAUGCAGGUGCAGCUGCGCUGUGCCGACAACAGACUGAAACAAUACACCUACACUUACGUCGAAGAGUGUGGCUGCUCUGUCACAGAGUGUACUGACUCAAAAGUUUAACUAAAUGAUUUAAUAUAAGCCUGCUAGGGCAGAUAUUUACCUAAUACAAAAUCACUUGUUAAAGUUUAUUUGAAAAAAAAAAAAAAUUAUACUAUUUACUGUUUUACUAACAAAAAAUCCUAUGACUUGUUGCAGACUGUGGUUUUAAAAUACUUCAUAGGAACUAUUAGCAAUUUUUUUUUUUUUUAAACACAAAAGUUAAAUAAAAAUUGAAAUAGAAAUGGUAUUCUGUGAAUAGGUUUCAUGACAUUGUAUGAUUUGUUUGGAAUGAAAACAGUGUUCUGUGUUUUGGAAUCCAGUUAAGCAUACAUAGGACACUUUACUUUUCUGCAUGAUUUGACAUUUUCUGGUGUUUAGCUUUUUUUACUCUUUCUUUUCAUAAUUAAUAACAACAAUAAAUCAUCAAUAAUAUUGCAAGCAAAA
This is a messenger RNA of Clarias gariepinus (North African catfish), 13847 nucleotides long. Its product is annotated as mucin-2-like. Gene Ontology annotation, molecular function: protein binding. Gene Ontology annotation, cellular component: extracellular matrix. The record is from RefSeq and is a predicted model, not a curated record. Lineage: Eukaryota; Metazoa; Chordata; Actinopteri; Siluriformes; Clariidae. Bases 24 to 13424 code for a protein of 4466 amino acids. The transcript has 51 exons.